Molecule: messenger RNA, 324 nt
Organism: Dacryopinax primogenitus
Lineage: Eukaryota; Fungi; Basidiomycota; Dacrymycetes; Dacrymycetales; Dacrymycetaceae
Exons: 1
Coding region: 1-324 (107 amino acids)
Source: RefSeq, a predicted model, not a curated record
AUGUCGAAAAUCCUCAAGGUCCCUGUUGUACCUUUUGGAGAAUGGUACAGCAUGCUGGAGAAGGCAGCGACUACGGGCGGUCCACAGGCUGCGGAGAGUAAUCCGGCCAUCAAGUUGAUGGAUUUCUUCGGUCGGGGAUACAAGGCUCUGGAAGAGAACACGAAGCAGGGCAAGUACAAGCCGAAGGAGGCGAUGGGCAUGCCAGACCUGCAAACGAACAAGGCCGUGGAAGUGAGCGAAACGCUGAGAGGAUCGAAGGUGUUGGGCCAAGAGGACGUCCAGCUUUGGUUGGGCUACUGGGAGAAACAUGGCAUGUUCGCAUGA